Messenger RNA from Vicia villosa (hairy vetch), 983 nucleotides. Its product is annotated as cucumisin-like. The record is from RefSeq and is a predicted model, not a curated record. The coding region runs from base 397 to 864 and encodes 155 amino acids. The transcript is spliced from 5 exons. Lineage: Eukaryota; Viridiplantae; Streptophyta; Magnoliopsida; Fabales; Fabaceae.
ACUCCAUCAAUUUUAGAAAGAAAAUAUAAUAGAAUUAUUACUUCCUCUAAUAUUUUGUCUUAUCAUCAAAUUUUUCAUUACUCUCUCCAAACUUAAAAAAAAAAAACACACACACACAGAGCCAUAGAUACCAAUUACUAGCCUCAACAUAAACUUUCCACAAACACAUUCACACUUCAGCUCCGGAUUCGCACACGGAAACGACAACCUCUUGCUCACUCUUCACCCUCCAACUGAAGCAACACACACCUCCUGCAACUCACCCUCCAUUACUUCAACUGUUCAACAACAACUUAACCAAAGCAGUAGACGAGAGGAGAAGUGGAACAAGACCGCACAUCCUCCACGAACGGGGUCUCGCCGACGUAAAGCCAAAGGCAUUGCCACCGCUUAACAAUGGAAGGUAGAUCUCACAUUGGUCUUUUACUUCUCCUUAUUAGUUUUACUCCAUUUUUGGUAAAAUGUAAUUCAUCUUCUCAGGAAAACGAUCUAAAGGUUUAUAUUGUCUACACCGGAAAUGCGUUAGGAAAUGAAACGUAUUCACUGAUCCGUUAUAGAGAUUUGAUAGAUCAAGCUGCAGACAGCAACUCGGCACCCAAAUCUAUAUUAUCCUACUAUUGGAAGAGUUUUAGUGGUUUUGCGGUGAAGCUAACAAAAAAGGAAGCUGAUAGAAUGGCUGGUCUUAAAGGGGUUGUCUCUGUUUUUCCAAAUAGAAGAUACAACAUCGAUCCACCAGAAGAUAGCAAUUCAUUGGAUUGGAAAGUACUUUGUUUAAGUUACUUUUUUACUGUAAUUCUAUCAUACUACUUUAUGUUUUUUAUGUUGGUGGGUUGUGGCUGUAUUCUACAUUUGUGUAUAAGUUAGUUCUUUUGUUGUGGAGGUUUGCUUUUUAGUGGUUUUUUGGUUUCUGUUCUUGGUGGAUUGAACUUUGUCCCAGUGUUGUUGCCUUUUAGUUUCUCUAGCUUUCUCCUUCGAUUUCCAGA